AUGCUUGAUUGUGAAACUGAUAAUACCAACACCAAAUCAUUGGAGGAUGGGAAGACAAUGCUUUCUUGGGAUGAGGUGCAUAAGAAAAAGGUUAGUAAUGAGAUUAGGCAGAGAAAGCGGGAAGAGAAAUUUCAACGUGAAUCUAGUGAUCAUAAACAGGAAAAUAUUGGCUAUAACAAUUCCUCUAAUGACUCUGGUGAAAGAAUUCCAGAGGAAUCAAUUCAUUCAGAGGAUGAUAAAACAGUAAGUUCGAAAAUAUAUAAUGAAAUGAAAUCUUUCCUACCUAAUAUUACUGAUGUGAAUCUGCAUAAGAAAACUGAAAGAGCUCGAAAAAUCCUUGAGCUCUUUGGUAAAGGAGGUGUAGGCAUAGACAGGAUCAAAUAUGUUACAUAUAGCGCAAGUGCUAUCUCGGGAUAA
Rhizophagus irregularis DAOM 181602=DAOM 197198 is the source of this 417-nucleotide messenger RNA. The record is from RefSeq and is a predicted model, not a curated record. NCBI's taxonomy places the organism in Eukaryota, Fungi, Glomeromycota, Glomeromycetes, Glomerales, Glomeraceae.